CGUUAGAGCAGCGGUAACUUGAAUUGAGUUUGCGUGCACUGCAUGCACGGGAGGAAUGGCAGAAGAAGUCAUGCAAGAUGUGCUCCAUUUGAAAGAACGUCUCCUGAAGGUCAGCGACCCAACGAAGAUUCUGAAGUUGUUGAAACGUUUGCAGGAUUUAAAUAUCACCGUUGAUGUCCUGGUGGAAACCGGAAUAGGAAAAACAGUAAAUGGAUUCAGGAAAAAUCAAGAUGUUGGUGACAUAGCCAAAGAGUUGGUGUACCAGUGGAAAAAACUUAUUCCUCAGCAAUCUUCCAGCGGGGAACAGAGUAAAAAGAAAGGAGAAAAACAUUGUGAGCACAAUGAGAAGGCAGCUGGAAGGGAAAAGGCAAGUAAGUCAACAAGGCUGUCCAGUCGUGCAGAGGUCCCGCCAGGGAAUAAAUGUGCGAGGCUUUUAAAUGAGGAAGAAAGCCCAGAAAAACACGAUGGGGUUACGACUGAUCAGCAACCUUCCGUUGACAAUCCAGUUCAGUUAAAGACCAACGAGUCCAAAUCAUCACGACAAGAAAAGAAAGAAUGUAGUCAUUGUGCAAAACGCAAUUCUUCGCCAGAGCAGCGAUUUGUUAAAUGUGCAAAAUCCCACAAGGACAAAAGUACCUCCCGAACAAAAGAUAAAAAAACAGUUGGUAAUGAUGGAAUCAUGAAAGACCAGGAUAAGAGGGGAUCUUCGCUGGGAAUCUCUCCAACGUCCCACAAUGACUCCAAGGGAGGAUCUAACUCAGGAAAGAGUACUCGUAAGAAUGGUGAAAAGAAGAAAAACAAAUCUACGGAUACAACGAAACGUGGCAAUUUGGCUAGCAAGCAAGAGAAAUGUUCUGAAAAGGAGGAAGGAAGUCUCGGAUCAAACAAACCACAGGCCAUCUCACGUGAACCGAAAGAGAGUAUUAAAGGGAGUAAAAUGGAAGAAUUAUCAGACAAUGGAAAUGAUGAGUUUGAAAAACCGGUAAUGUCAUUUGAUUCAUAUAUGAACUAUGAGGAACCAAAUAGGAAAGCACGCAGACCCCACCAGAAGAAAAAAAUGUCCAUUUUGGAAAAGGACAAAUGGAUCUCUCCUACUUUGAAGGAGAUUAAUGUAUGUCCAUCACCUCAUAGGAAGGAACGCAAAAGCAAGGGAAAUGCAACUAAAAGACAUCAAUGUGAAGACGACAUUUGGACUGAACAAGCAAAUAAAAAGAUAAAAGUUGAUAUCAGUGCUUUGCUGGAUAUCCCUUUGCCUAAGUUUUUACCAGAUAUUACAGAAAUGCCUUUUGAUUUUCCAUCUACAUCUCCAGUCAAGAAAUCAGCAAUAGCCGAUGUUUCUGACAAGACUGUGGAAUUUACUGGUCAGAGAUUAAACUGUAAGAUGCAAGUAUAUUCGGGGUGUAAAACAACAAACAUGUUGAAGAUGAGGUCUCUGUAUGAACAGUGCCUACGAGUCCUUCAGAACAACAUUGACUCCAUUCAUGAAGUUGGCGGUGUGCCUUUUGAGAUCAUUGAGCCCGUGUUUGAUCAAUGUACAUCAGAGCAGCUGUGGCGAAUUGAGGAGCACAACCCGAGCUUCAUUGAACAGACUGAUCACCUCUGGAUGAAACAUUGUACAAAAGACUUCAAAGGCGAGCAGCCCCAGGAGUAUGAAUCAUGGCGCGAGCUGUAUCUAAGGCUGUAUGUCGAACGAGAGCAGAAACUGAAAAUAUUGACUCAAAGUAUUAGCUCUGCACAUGCUAAUAAACCCAAAGGUCGUCAAGUGAAACUGGCCUAUCUAACUACUUCUGCAAAACCUCCCCGAGAUAUUCUCCGACAGCAAGGGAAGCACGGGACUGCGUGGACCGCACUUCAAAGCUCUUCCAAGCAGAGGGUAAAGUCUGUGAAGAGUACAGACUGUGCUGGUUCCACCAGAGGAAGUGGCUCAUGUGAUGGUGGCAGUGUUGCUCCAAGUGCUCACUCCGGCCCUGAUGCAAAAAGACAGGUUAAAAAUACCUCACGUGAAGAGGACACCUGACCUUCCACCGUUGGCACCUUCAUUGGUGCUAUCCAUCCACAGUCCAGACCCAUGGCUAGUGCAGCAUCCUGGAGAAACUGCUUUCUCCUGACUUCUACUCGUGCUAGGUAAGAACGUGCUAUCAAUGGCAGGCAUCUCUAACAUAUUCGCAAAGCAUGGUGUGGUCAUUGGACGAGACACAAAAAGCUGGAGCAACUCAGUGGGACAGACUGCAUCUCUAUCCUUGUUUUCCAGAGCCACUGUUACUCCAGCAUUUGAGUUACUCCAGCAUUACACAUGUCCCUGUUGAAUUGAUGUCUCAGCCACCAACAAAUCUGCUUCCUAUGGUUCAGCUAAUCUCAUUUUCAAGCUUGUCCAUCCCUCUGAAUUACAACAUUUUAGCCGUGCAAAUAUAUCAUAAUCCUUCACCAGAGGGUAAUUUCCUCAUUUCCUGGUCCCUCCAUUCAUCCCAGUCAAUCUCCCUGGAGUCUUCCUACAAAAUAUCAAAUGCUUUUUAGUCGAUUAUGAAGUGCAAGGGCAUACAAAUUAUUUUUUAUUCAUGUUAUUCCCCCUACUUUCAUUUAACAGACUGCGAAGUUUGCAUUCCUCUCUUUGAAACAUCCUGUACCACCUCAUUUCAAUUCAUGGAAAAUCCAUCGUCAUUGAGUUAAUUUUCCCAGUUCCUCCUUUUCUUCUGCUCUUCCUUGCCUAUCCUCUUCCCCUUCCUGGUGUCACUGGUCCAAGUUCAUAUCAUUGCUUUCUAAGGUUAUUUUACAUCUGACUCCACAUGAAUUUUGCAGCUCUGUGGGAUUGAUCAACCUCGAGUCCUGAAUGCCAUGAGGUGGACCCAGUCACACUCAGCAUAUACCAGGGAUCACCCCGACAACCAUUCACAGCUCUGUUAUCUAAAGUAAUCUCAUAAUCUCAACUGUUUAAAUACCUCUGAUAAUCAGGCUUUUUUUUAAAGUUAAAAUGCAAUUACAUUAAAACAGAUUUCAGAAUAUAUUAAAUUAGGAAUUAACGAUGACAAGAUAUAACAUUAAAAAAAAUCACUUUACCUACAUUUACCUUUUUAAUCAGCGGCACAGUAGUUGCUGCCUCAGUAUUAGACCCGGGUUUGAUCUCGACUACAGGUGCUGUCUAUAUGGAGUUUGUACGUUCUCCCUGUGACCGGGUGGGAUUUCACCGGUUUCCUCCCACUCCAAAUACGUACAUGUUUGUAGGUUAAUUGGCUUCUGUAAAUUGUCCAGUGUGUAGGACAGUGCUAGUGUGCUGGUCGGCACGGAUUCAGUGGGCCAACUGUAUCUCUAAACUAAAACCUAAUCAAGAUCAGGACUAUGGAUAAGGUUAAGCCUGAGGGGCCAGAUGCAAAGUUUAUCCUGUCGCUCAGGCUCAGCACCCAGUGUUUCACAGCUGGACUCAGUGGUGGAAUAAGAGUUCAAACUUGAUAUUGCAUGACCUGCUCAUCUCUGGCCUCUGCUCUUCAUUGAGCAUUAGUCAGAAUUUGCCUUGGUGUUUUGAUAGUUUAUGCAGGCCUGAGCAACCCCUCCAUCCCAUGCUCACCAUUGCCCUGCAGUUCCCCUGCCUCCAACCGCACAGAGUAAUUAAUGAACCCCCAGCAUGUCCAGGCUAUGGAGGAAACUGGACCACCUGGGGACACCCAUGCGAUCACAUGGAGAAUGUGCAAACUCCACAUAGACAGCAGCUGAGUUCAGGAUUGAUCCCGGGUCACUGCAGCAGCGAGGAAGCAGUCCUGGCUGCUGUGUCACAAGAACAAUGUCAGUGCAUUAGUCGUUACUUGAUCAAUUUGCACUGGCCAUUAUCACAUUGAAGUGGGUUCCUCCUGGUUAAUGCCGGCUGCCAUCAUGGCCCUGCAAGGCAGCACAGCAGGUAGAGCUGCUGCCUCACAACACCAGACACCCAAAUUCAAUCUUGGCCUCGGGUGCUGUCUAUGUGGAGUUUGCACAUUCUUCCUGCAACCACUUGGUGCUCAGGGGGGGGGACUCCAUUGAAACUUACUGAAUAGUGAAAGGCCUGAAUAUAGUGGAUGUGGAGAGGAUGUUUCCACUAGUGGGAGAGUCUGGGACUGGCGGUCAUAGCCUCAGAAUUAAAGGACGUUCCUUUAGGAAGAUGCGGUGGAAUUUCUUUAGUCAGAGGGUGGUGAAUCUGUGGAAUUCAUUGCCACAGAAGGCUGUGGAGGUCGUCAAUCGAUAUUUUGAAGGCAGAGAUAGAUAGAUUCUUGAUUAGUACGGAUGUCAGAGAUUAUGGGGAGAAGGCAGAAGAAUGGGGUUAGGAGGGAGAGAUCAGCCAUGAUUAAAUGGCAGGGUGCAUUUGAUGGGCCGAAUGGCCUAAUACUGCUCCUAUCACUUAUGAACUCCCACAUCCCAGACGUUCAGGUUUGUAGGCUAAUUGUUCUCUGUUAAUUGACUAUAGUGUUUAGGUAGUGAAAAGUAGGGCGAGUGAUGGUCAGCACGUACUCGGUGGGCCGAAGGGCCAGUUUUCAUGCUGUUUCAUCGAUUAAAGUAACCAGA
Messenger RNA from Leucoraja erinaceus (little skate), 4527 nucleotides. RefSeq names its product elongin A, like (gene eloal). Gene Ontology annotation, cellular component: nucleus; elongin complex. The transcript is spliced from 11 exons. Bases 56 to 2017 code for a protein of 653 amino acids. NCBI's taxonomy places the organism in Eukaryota, Metazoa, Chordata, Chondrichthyes, Rajiformes, Rajidae. Gene Ontology annotation, biological process: transcription elongation by RNA polymerase II. The record is from RefSeq and is a predicted model, not a curated record.